This is a messenger RNA of Corvus hawaiiensis (hawaiian crow), 4610 nucleotides long. It is a transcript of the gene DNAL1, whose product is annotated as dynein axonemal light chain 1. Gene Ontology annotation, molecular function: protein kinase binding. NCBI's taxonomy places the organism in Eukaryota, Metazoa, Chordata, Aves, Passeriformes, Corvidae. The record is from RefSeq and is a predicted model, not a curated record. The coding region runs from base 80 to 673 and encodes 197 amino acids. The transcript has 8 exons. Gene Ontology annotation, cellular component: cytoplasm.
UGCCGCCCGCUACGCGAGUUCCGGGCGGGGCGUUCCCCGCGCCCGUAGCAACCGGAGCGUUCGCGGUAGCAACGGCACCAUGGCAAAAGCAACGACCAUCAAAGAAGCUCUAGCCAGAUGGGAAGAAAAAAGUGGCCAGAAGGCUUCAGAGGCAAAGGAAGUGAAACUGUACGGGCAGGUUCCUCCUGUGGAGAAGAUGGAUGGUGCUCUUUCUGCUCUUGUUAACUGCGAGAAACUAUCGCUGUCUACAAACUGCAUUGAUAGAAUCGCCAACUUGAACAACCUAAAAAAAUUGAGGAUUCUGUCUUUGGGAAGAAAUAACAUAAAGAAUUUGAAUGGACUGGAGGCAGUCGCUGAUACUUUAGAGGAGCUAUGGAUCUCAUACAACUUAAUUGAGAAACUGCGGGGUAUCCGUGUAAUGAAGAAACUGAAGAUUCUUUAUAUGUCAAAUAAUUUGGUGAAAGACUGGGAGUUUGUGAGACUGGCAGAGCUGCCGUUACUAGAGGAGCUGGUGUUUGUAGGAAAUCCACUACAAGAGAAAUUUGCCGCUGAUCAGAACAGUUGGAUUGAAGAAGCAACCAAACGGGUACCCAAUCUGAAAAAGCUGGAUGGUACCUUAGUUGUUAAAGAAGAAGAGGAAGAAGGAGGGGAAGGAGCAGAAGGAGCAAACUGAUGGCACUUUCUUGUUGGGUAUUAAAUUAUUAAAGUAAUUCCAGAUAGCUUGGCACAUAAACUUUUAUAAAGUAUUUGUUUGAAAAAAGUCUUCGGGCAGUUUUUAAAAGACCAGCUUAUUUCCACAGUCUCUCACCCAAAGAAUUAGUUACCAAAAAUUGAUCACACUGGUUUUGUCAAGCUUAUGACACCUUCUGUAGAGACUAGUGGAGCUGAGUUUACCUGCUGUUUGGCUAGCAAGAGAUCUUUAUUUAAAUUGAUACAUAGCUGGUUUUAAUUCCUGAUUAGUGGUGCUUGUUGUUCACUCUUGGGUUAUCAGAGAACCAUUUUAGCUUGUUUGGUGCUGCUGGCCAACAUUGAAUUGGAACACUGAGACCAAAAGAACAAUGUUGUGGUUUAGAGACACCUGACAAGCUUUGUUGUGUUUAAUUUUGUCAUGGGUCUUUCUCAGUAUUUUUAAUAUACGAGUUUGCCUUUUCAUUCCUUGAAGUGUUAUGCCAAACAGGCGCAGUAGUUGCAGACAUACGCACAAAAAGGUAUCGGUCUGAUGAUUGCUUGUUCCUGGCUUUAAGUCUUGAAAUGGGCUUCUCACAUUAGAACUCAACUGCGUUGCUUCGAAGGCCAUGUAUAACUUAUAUAUUUAUUUAUUUUUAGGAGGCAAUGGGAAUUCUUUGCAUGGUUUCAGUAAGACUAAAAUACCUGCUAACUUUGGGUUUUGUCUCUCACUAGUGGCCUAUUAGCCUACAGCUGGUUUCUGGCUUUGGACUGGGUCACUGGUGGACAUAAUCCUUCUCAGCUCUGGAAUCUUCCUACAGCUAGGUAGGCUGAUAGUAACAGAGAAACAAACAGCGAACAGAAGACUGGGGCUCGACAGAAAAUUUUGGUUUUGGGGAUACUAAUUUUUUGUGAAAGCACAGGUAUAAGCAGUGAGAGAAAGUAUAUGUAGUUAGUGGGGAAGGUGAGAUGAUGAGAUGAGAUUGAGAUGAGAUGAGAUGAGAUGAGAUGAGAUGAGAUGAGAUGAGAUGAGGGCACUGGUAAAAAAAGUAUUGAAGAGGUACUGUAUGUGCUAUAUUGCAGGGUAACCAGUUUUAGUAAAGCCCCCUUAUGUGGCCAUUUCUAGUGAAAAGCAUUAAACAAUGAAGACAUACCUGAUUGCACUGUGGGAUGCCAGUAGUACGGUUUUUCUUCUUCUCUUUGAAGAAUAGAUCGAGUCACCUGAGUAGAUUUUUCUGCAGUUCCUUUUUGGUUUUUUAACAAGCUUUUCUUCUAAUUUGUGGUACCAUCUUUUUUUAAAUUGAAGUGGCAACAAGUGUAUCUGCUGGUUCCAGCCCAAGCAUAGAAGGGAUGGGGGCAGAAUGCCACUCUUAAUUAUUUUGUUUGUGAAGAUGUGGCAGGAGUUGAAAUCUUGGAAGUCAAGCUCAGAGAUAAAAUGGUAGAAUUGGCCCAGGCAACAGUGGUACUGAUCUCAAGCUCCAGGUAUAAUUGUAGUAGAAGAUUCUUCUAAUCAGUUUCUAAGUGAACACUGUGAAGUAGAUGAUUACAAGACAAUCACAGUUUAGUUUCAAUAUAUUGCUACUUAAUUUGUGAUUAUUAAGAGGAAUUCUAAAGCAUUUUAAUUUAAAUUGGCAAUUGCUGAAGAGUUUUGAGUUUGAUUUGGAUCCGUUACUAAAGAUAAGGUCAAGAGCACAAUGGCAAAAACUGGGAACAUUCUUCACGCAGCACAAACUUAUUUCCAGGCAGCUGUUCUCUUUACCUGAAACUAGUUCCUUAGUUCACUAGUUCACUGGAUUUAGACAACUUCAUUUUAGUUUGUCAUUUCUUUAGAAGUAUUCUCCUAGCUUUAUCAUAAGUAAAGGCAGCACUGACCAAGAAGCACCAUGGAGGAGAGUGUCUAUAGUCAGCAGCCAUUUCAUAUGGGCGUCAUUUGAAGCCAAGCCACUGUUCACUUGCAGCCAACCACUCUUGGCAAUGUGGGUGUGCUUGGGCAGUACAGAGCCCGUGGCACACUCAGGUCCUACUGGCCCCAGCUGCUGGGGGAGGGCCCACAGGAGACUGGCUGUGCCCUUGACAACUGUAGUUACAGUGUGGGUAAUGUGAGCCAGAGCUUGACUGACUCAAAACUUGCCUUCUGAAUGUUCCCAACAAGGGGAGAUGCCAAAUUCAUCUCUGUGUUUGGAGAUACUUUCAGAAUAGACCAUGUGGUGCUCUUCUCCUAGUGCUUGGCCACAAAGAAAAGUGGUUGAAGCUCUGGACCUGGUCUCUCCCAGCACAUCUGGAAGAGUGGUGUGUAUGGCUGGGUUAGCUCCAUACAUGAAUGGGACAGGAGAAAAAGGGAGUGACGAGCACAGUCCAAUGCCAAGUGAUCCUACUGGUUGAUUCUUUAAUAUCUAAAUAUGGCCUAAGUCUGUACAUUUCUGAAGGUUGUGUUAGAUACAGCAAAUACUCUACACUUUGGCUAUUUUGGGGCAUUCUGAGAGCAAAAUAGAAACUUUGUGUUCUGACUAUGUUGUGAUGAUUGAAAUGAAACACAGCUCCAUUGACAUGUUGUGAGGGAUAAGAGCAGUUCCUGGCUCUUGUAAGUGAUCAAUAGAGGCUAUACCUAUGGGAAUCAGUCCAAAAAGUACUGUAGAUGGUGGUAGAGCUGGGUGUAUUGUGUGGCCCACUGGCACUGGUGCUUUCCACGGAUUGAACAGCACAAAUUCACUAGCUCUUUGGGGGCUGCAUUACAAAUACCACCAAAAAAGGAAAAAAAAUCAUUCUUGAAGGAAGGAAGCAUCCAGUCUUAGCAUAUAAUUUAAAACCCUUCUGAUAAAAACCAUGUGCCAGUCUCAUUGAAACAAUACAGUAAGAAAAGAAUAAACUGUGGCUCUUGUUUGUCAGGAGAUGCUUCGUCUCAAAGCUGGAAGCUUCACUUAACCUUGCUUUGCCUAAUGAGCCAUGAUUACUCACAAGAACAAAUCAACCCCCCCAAACUUUUACUCCUCUAAAGUAAAGUUUCCUUAAAAUUUUAAAUUUGCACUUUAAAACUAUGCACUGGAUGUGGUGGAAAACAUAGAGAGGUGGCAGAAUUAUAACAGCUGGUUUGCAUAUUGCUGGUGCUACACGAUGUCAUGUGUAAAGUGACAGUGACAGUGGGCCUGUGCGCCCACAGGGACAUUGGAGUGAGAUGCUGGGAGGCCUGGCUUUCACUUGUACACUUUGCUCUUCCUAUCACACCACAUCCAGUGAAGUAGUAAGCACACUCUUACUCAUGGAUGAAAAGAGCACCCAUGUAAAAUGUGCAAGCCAUGUGGAAUUCUGCUUUUCUCAGUAAAAUUAUGGAGGACUAGCAUCCACUUUACUCUUUAGAGAAAUAUCCUAAGAUUAAAUAAGUGGUAGGAACUAGCUAGGUUUAUGCUUGCUUGUUGGCACACUCACCUGUCUUCAAAGAGCUGAUGCAUGUCGUGAUUAUUGAGAACUGAGGAAAAAUGACAGAAGAGACCUGAGAACCAGCAGAUGACUCAGGUGUAGGCUCAUCUAGAAAAACCUUCAAGCAAGAGAAGCACUUUUAACAUCCCCUUUGGCUAUCUUUUGUAUACAAAAAUUUUGUAGCACAAAAAGCUGUUAAAUUUGCUGUGUUUAAAUUAUUUAGGCCUAUGUUUAUAAAUGUUAUUCUGUGAAACUUGUUCAAAAAUAAUAUAACCUUAAUUUAUACAAAUGUCUUUGGCUGAUGUGUAACGAAAUAGUUCAGCUUGUGAAGAGUAUUUGGAAACUAAAUUCUGUUCUCAUUAAACUUUCCUAGCUGCUCAGGGUGCAAUGUAUUUAUAGUAUGAUAGCAUGUAAAUGCUGUUCCUUAUUGCCUCUAUAUUUUAGAAUAGAAAAUAACUUAAGGCUUUUAAAAUGCUGAUAUAUUGUGUUUGUUGUCAUCUGAUACAUAAAUAUUUUUCAAUCUUUUAAGA